GCCACCGCUCGCCACCGUCCAAAAGGCAAGUCGUUCAUGGACUCUCCACAUCUCCGCCCGCUUCAUCCUCUUCCUCUACAAAGACCUUCUGCGCCAAAACAAGAAACAGCCUUCCACCUGCAAAUGGAGACUUCCCUACUCCCCAUUCUCUCGACCGCUCUUCUAGUAACUCUCUACUUCUUCUUCCGCCACCUCCGCUGCCAGCAAGCCCACAAGCUGCCGCCGGGGCCGCCACCGCUGCCGGUCAUCGGGAACCUCCACCAGCUGGGCAACCUUCCCCACCGCUGCCUCCACAGCCUCGCCAAGUCCUAUGGCCCCAUCAUGUUCCUCCGCCUUGGCAACAAGCCGACGGUAGUGGUCUCAUCGCCGGAGGCGGCUGAGCUGGUCCUCAAGACCUACGAUGGCAUCUUCUCGAGCCGCCCGAGCGUGGACGCCCUGCACCACUUGUCUUACGGCAACAAGGGGAUGGGGUUUGCGGAGAGCGGUGCAUAUUGGAGAGGCAUGAAGAAGCUGUGCACGCUGCAGCUGCUGAGCCCGGCAAAGGUUGAGUCUUUCGCACCAAUGAGGAGGGAAGAGCUGGGGAAGGUGGUCAGGAGGGUGAGGGCGGCGGCGGCAGAGCAUGAGGCGGUGGACGUGAGCGCAGAGGUGGGGCAGCUGAUCGCGGACUUGGCGUGCAGGAUGAUAUUGGGGUGCAGCACAAGGGAUAAGUUCAACUUGGAGCCUGGGAUUCACGAGGCUCUGAACUUAGCCGGGGCUUUCAAUUUGGCAGACUAUGUGCCUCUUCUUGGAGCUCUCGAUCUUCAGGGAAUAACUCGGCGUGCGAAAGCUGUUAAUCGAGCCGUGGAUAAGGUACUGGAGGACAUCAUUAGAGAACACGAGGAAGACACGACAGGAAAAUACGAGGGCGACUUCAUAGACACGUUGCUCGCCGGCAUGGGCCACCCCAUGAACGGCUCGCCGCAAGACGACGAGCCGGUUCACGUGCUGGGUCGGACCAACAUCAAGGCCUUGGCCCUCGACAUGAUCGCCGCGUCGUACGAAACCUCGUCCACCGCGAUCGAGUGGACCAUGUCCGAGCUGAUCCGCCACCCGCACGCGAUGAAACGCCUCCAGCGAGAGCUGGAAGCUGCCGUCGGGUUGGGGCGGACCGUCGAGGAGGCGGAUCUGCCAAAGCUGAAUUAUAUGGACAUGGUGGUGAAGGAGAGCUUGAGGCUGUAUCCGCCGGGCCCGCUCCUGAUCCCACACGAGUCCACGGAGGGCAUCGAGAUGGGCGGAUAUUACGUCCCGAAGGGGACUCGGGUCAUCGUGAACGCGUGGGCACUCGGGAGAGACGCCGGCGCUUGGGCGGAGGACCCGGAGGAGUUCCGCCCGGAGAGGUUUGCGGACGGCGGCGUGGACGUCAAGGGGCGGGACUUCCAGCUCAUACCGUUCGGGUCGGGGCGGCGGGGCUGCCCGGGGAUGCACUUGGGUCUCGUAAACGUGCGCCUUGUUUUGGCCCAAUUAGUGCACUGUUUUGACUGGGAGCUGCCCGCGGGGACGUCGCCGAAGGAGCUGGACAUGAGCGAGGACUUCGGGAUGUCGAUGCCGAGAGCGAAGCACUUGAUCCUAAAGCCCAUCUAUCGCCUGCUCGUUUGAAGUUUUGCAAAGUUUUUUUUGGUGGGUUCUAGUUCCUCUGUACGGUUGCACGCCUAGUUCAACGAAAAAAAAAAAUAACAGAAAGGAGAAAGAUGAUGGGCAAUGUCGGAAUUCGAGCACUGGAUGAACUCGAUUUUCUAAAAGUUUGAAUUGUUGAAAUGGUAAUGGGUCAAUAAUCAUAAAAAUGUCAUGGCAUAUUACUUAGCACGUUUUAUAUUAAUGUCAAGAACUGUUGAUAUAAUAGUUAUUUCCUUUUGCACUUGUUGCUGAUUUGAUUUUUCAGUUAUUAGAGUUAGUGGAGUCAUAUAUGUUGGUUAUCCUAGUUUUUAGGUGUUAGUGAGGCAAGUGCUUUAUGCAGAACAUGGGUAGUUAUGGUGUGUUUUACGUUAUGUAUUUUGUCUUUUGUAAAAGACUUGGUUGUU
Molecule: messenger RNA, 2057 nt
Organism: Eucalyptus grandis
Lineage: Eukaryota; Viridiplantae; Streptophyta; Magnoliopsida; Myrtales; Myrtaceae
Product: cytochrome P450 CYP736A12
Exons: 2
Coding region: 37-1635 (532 amino acids)
Molecular function (GO): monooxygenase activity; heme binding; iron ion binding
Source: RefSeq, a predicted model, not a curated record